GCUGGCACCCGGUGAUUGCCGAGUAUCUCCCUGUCAAGCUCCUGCACACUGCUUUGUAUGGCUCUGCAUAGCAGAGCCAUACAAGGCAGUGUGCUUACAGUGAAGCACACACACAGAGCACACAGUUGACCCUUUGAUCACCCCAGAUGUUAACCCCUUCAUGCCCAGUGCCAUUAGUACAGUGUCAGUGCUUUUUAUUAGCACGGAUCACUAUAUUGGUGUCACUGGGGAUGUCAGUGACACCAAGUCAGUUCCCCCCAGUGUCAGAAUGCCCGCCACAGUCCUGCAGUCCUGCUAUAAGUUGCUGAUCGCCGCCAUUGCUGAUCGCCGCCAUUACUAGAUGCCAGUAUAUAUACCGCCAUUUUGUAGACACUAUAACUUUCACAUAAACCAAUUAAUUUA
Molecule: messenger RNA, 402 nt
Organism: Staurois parvus
Lineage: Eukaryota; Metazoa; Chordata; Amphibia; Anura; Ranidae
Source: the annotation of a GenBank genome assembly